Messenger RNA from Drosophila rhopaloa, 2502 nucleotides. RefSeq names its product venom dipeptidyl peptidase 4. The record is from RefSeq and is a predicted model, not a curated record. Gene Ontology annotation, molecular function: serine-type peptidase activity; dipeptidyl-peptidase activity. The coding region runs from base 99 to 2360 and encodes 753 amino acids. The transcript is spliced from 6 exons. Gene Ontology annotation, biological process: proteolysis. Lineage: Eukaryota; Metazoa; Arthropoda; Insecta; Diptera; Drosophilidae.
UCAGUUGCUUCUCAGCCGCGCCGCUGAGUGUUACGUGCUGUGCGUUUCGCGGUGUGACAAGUGGGAAUUUCAUUAAUUCAGUUUUUGGCGCAUUCACUAUGCACAACAAAUCGCUGCUGAUCAUCGCACUCUGUCUGUUCUACGUCGCCGGUCUCCGUCCGACGUUGGCGGCGGUAAUCGGGCGGGCGGAGGAAGCGGAGGGGAAUAAAACAGCGUGGGAGCUGACGGAAGCCCUAUAUGGUUCUUCAGGGCUCCGGAGUUUCAAUGGCACCUGGAUAACAGAUGAGGAGUUCUAUUACACCGCCACCGACAGAUCCAUCCACAAGUUCAACGCUGCCACUAAAACGGACGUGAUUUUUCAAAACUCCUCAUUUCUGAACAACUAUGUGGGAGCCACCUUUUCGCUCUCGCCAGAUAACACGAAGAUCCUGAUCCGACACAACCUCACGGAGAAGUUUAGACACUCGUACAUUGCCCAGUACGACGUGUUCGAUAUCGAGAGCAACACGACCGUACAAAUCCACAAUGGCGAAAAGCUGCAGUACUGCGGAUGGUCGCCGCAGCGGGAUCGUUUGGCUUACGUCUACCUCAACAAUGUGUUCAUCCACUUCAGCGAGAAAGUGGAGAUCGGCAUCACGGACGACGGGGUGGACGGAGUGGUAUACAAUGGAGUGCCCGACUGGGUCUACGAAGAGGAGGUCCUGAGCAGUGGUAGUGCCUUGUGGUGGUCGGCGGACGGCACCAAGCUGGCGGUGGGCUUCUUUGACGACACCGAGGUAGAGACCUUCAACUACUUCCUGUACGGCGACGGGGACACCACUUACUAUCAGUAUCCCCACGAAGAGCACCUCAAGUACCCCAAAUCGGGCUCCAAAAACCCGCUAGUGAGUUUGCGGAUUUAUGACGUGACCGACAACGAUCCAACUAUGCAGCGCAUCGUGGCGCCCGUUGAUGUUGUCGGAAGCGAUCACAUCCUGCAGAACGUUGUCUGGUCCAAUGAGACGCACCUGCUCAUCACCUGGAUGAAUCGGCGUCAGAACCUCGCCUCCAUUCAGAGCUGCAGCUACCAAGGCGUCUGCGCGGAGGUGAAGAGGCUGGAGGAGCCGCUCGGCUGGGUGGAUCUCAGCACGCCCAAGUGCCUCAGCACCGGCAAGAGUUGCAUUUUCGGAUACUUUAUAGACAACUGGCACCAGGUGUGGAACUUGGACCUGGAGACCGGACUCAACAGUUGGCCGUCGCGAGGUAACUUCACUGUUUUGAACGUCUAUGGAUACGAUGAAGCGAGAGACAAACUUUACUACCAGGCCACUCAGCCCGGAGAUCCCUCUGUGUACCAUGUGUUCAGCAACGACGAGUGCCUGAGCUGCACUCAAAUCGAUGCGGACGGCGUGGCGUGUCGCUCUGCUUCGGCCACCUUUAGCAAGUCCUUUUCCUACUACACGCUCUCAUGCAACGGGCCCAAUCCGAGCUACACGCGGAUCUUCGAGGCCACCACAAAAACGCUUCAGGUCGACUGGGAGCCAAACACAGAUUACCGCAAAAAGGUGGAGGCGAAGCUGCGUCCUUCCUAUCGUUUUCUGAAUGUCACCCUGGCCGAUGGCACCAAUGGAAUAGCCAAACUAGCCCUUCCGCCCAACUUCGAUGAGGCAAAGAAGUACCCGCUGAUCGUGGUUGUGUACCAGGGACCCAACUCGGUGCGAGUAACCAACGGGUUUACCUUGGGCUACGAGGCGUUUGUCACGACCUCCAGGGAGACGAUCUACGCCUAUAUUGACGGCCGAGGUACGGGCAACAAGGGCAAGGACCUGCUCUUCUCAGUCAACAAUGAUCUGGGCGAUCACGAGGUCGAGGAUCAACUAUUCGUCACUCGUUGGAUGCAACUGAAUCUGCCCUACGUGGAUGCCGAUCGCUGUGGCAUUUGGGGAUGGAGCUACGGUGGUUACAUGACGGCUAAGACCAUCGAAAAGGAUAACGAUCGGAUCUUCCAGUGCGGAGUGUCAGUGGCUCCAGUCACUUCAUGGCUAUACUAUGAUACUAUUUAUACCGAACGUUAUAUGGGUCUACCAACAGAGGAUGAUAACUUAGGGAAAUACAACGAAAGCAGUGUGUUCCUGAAUGUGGAAAACUUCAAAACACAUGAUUUCCUGUUGAUUCACGGAUCCGGAGACGACAAUGUUCACUACCAGCAUUCUCUAUUGCUGGCCAAAUUGCUGCAAAGACAUGAUAUUCAGUUCGAAGAGCAGACUUAUACCGAUGAGAACCAUUCAAUCGGCAAUGCGCUGCCUCAUUUGUAUCAUACCAUCGAUGCCUUCUGGAUAAACUGCCUUAACCUAGAUGUCUACGAAGACUCUGAACAGUAAAUCAAUCUAGUCAAACACAAGUAUUUGAAAAUAGUGCUUUUGUAUUUUUAUAUCCAAACUCUGUUAAAUGUUUUAUAAAAAAUAACAAGAAAAUAAAUAAAAUCUUAGGCAAGCCGAAGGUUAUAUAACCCUGCAGCUAUAA